Messenger RNA from Hylaeus volcanicus, 1332 nucleotides. RefSeq lists its product as uncharacterized. The transcript has 6 exons. The coding region runs from base 1 to 1332 and encodes 443 amino acids. The record is from RefSeq and is a predicted model, not a curated record. Lineage: Eukaryota; Metazoa; Arthropoda; Insecta; Hymenoptera; Colletidae.
AUGGAGAACGAAGAACUGGGAAAGUUUCAAAUUCGCUAUCAAUAUCAGUGGAAUACAGAAUCGGCUGAAGUACCUUUAGACAAUUCUUCAAAUAAUAAACCACUGCUUGGUUGUUCUUUUGGUCAUGCUAAGAAAGCUGAUACUAUUUCCAUUGAAGCAUCGUACCUGAAAUUACGUUACGCUUUAGGGCCUUUUACGAUUGAACAAAUGACAAAUCCAGCUAAUGAAAAAAAAGUUUCAAACUCUUUCAUAAAGUGUGGAUUAACUGUUGCAAUUUUACUAAACUCUGAGUGCAUGGGGAUUUUAGGUCUCAUGAACGUGUUUCAGAAAGCAUCACAAAUGGAAGAAGCUGAACUGUGGGAUAGUUUGAAGAAAGACAAUCCAAAGCAUAAUGAUUUAAAUUUUGAAAAUUCUAAUGAUUUACAUAUUGAUACCAAACCUUUCAUUGAAAUCUCUUUUUUAAGUAAAAUGCCAAAAUACCUUUUAAUCCUCUCGCCUUAUACGUUUAUUAUUGUACCAUUAUUUGAGUCCAAUGAAACGGUGGACUCGAAAAACGUUCAUAUCACGGAUGCUGUUAUAAUAACACAUUCUAAAUGUUUUUAUUCAGUCAAUCUAGCUGAAUUAUGUCUUUUUACAUCGGAUGCACGCUCUUUGGAUAAUACCAAAUUACCGAUUCAUCGUUUAGUAACAGUGAAAGAUUUAAUGGAAUCGUCUACAACGUUUCCUUCUUAUACAUCGUGCUGGUUUUUAAAUAAGCCCACAGUGGAUUGUUCUUUCUUUGAAAUUGAUUUAAGAGACUAUCAUUGGAUUAUUAUCAAUUCUUUAUUGUAUUUAUUAGUUCCAAGAUACAAAGGAGCAGUUUAUACAGUUCAAUUGGUUUUACAUCCAUCUUCACUUAAAUUGUAUGGAAUCCACAUAAAACCUUUUUUGAAAGAAACGUUAUAUUUCUUUUGUGAUUCGCCUCCAGUUCUGUACACUUCCGAAUCUCACCACAGUACUUGUAUGAUUCUUUUACCAGGGCAUCCAAACGAAGCAAAUCCACCAUCACUUUGGAAUAUUCAAUUCGACUACUUUUGGGGUACUCCGCCAAAUGAAAAUUCAGCAACGGAACAAACAAGGGUCUCCACGAGUACCAUUGAAUCAUUUUUUUGGGGUCAUCGACUUCACACAAUUGACCCUAUCAAAAUUUUACCAUUACUACGUAAAAGUUGGUCUCCUAUAUUAAAGUCGAAAAAGGAUGCUUCGGUUUUAUCCUGUAAUACUUUCCUAUCUGGAUCUCACGGAAAUUUAAGAAAAGAAAAACUAUCCAGCGGCUCUUUAGGGAGUUGCUGA